Pomacea canaliculata is the source of this 5324-nucleotide messenger RNA. RefSeq lists its product as uncharacterized. The coding region runs from base 437 to 3838 and encodes 1133 amino acids. The transcript is spliced from 15 exons. The record is from RefSeq and is a predicted model, not a curated record. Lineage: Eukaryota; Metazoa; Mollusca; Gastropoda; Architaenioglossa; Ampullariidae.
UAAAAACAGUCUGCAGGAAAAAAAAGUUGGAGAUAGCAAAUAAAAAAACAAGAAGAAAAAAUAAGACAACAAAAAUCUAAAUCACACAAAAUAAAUAAAUCAAACUAAUUAUCAGAGUAGUCAAACACGGUAAUUAGGUUUGAAUGUGAAACCCACAACUCGCACAUUUCAAAUGUAAAUAUAUAUAUAACGCAAUUUUUAUUAAAUGAAAUAAUGCUUGGAAUAUAAAAUAAACUUAACAAUGUCUCUCUCUCUCACACACACACAAACUUUCACAUGCAUACACAAGCAAACGCAGAUUGAGCACAAGCAUGCAGUUAAUUUACAUGAGAUGACUCAAAAGAAAAAAAAAUAGGGUCAAGUUGAUUUCCCGGCUACACUGCUGGAGGAUAGGAUAUAACUGUUGCACAGGAGCAGACAAGUCAGCUAUCUUUAAAUGACAUCCAUCACAAUGACCGGUGGCUUUCGUACACGUGGCUGUCUUCCCUCUGGGACAUCGUUUCAUUUUCGCCUCAUUCUGUCUGUUUUUGUCUUUAAUCUUGUCAUCUCUUCACAUGCAAGAGUGACAGCACAAGGUAGCAAAAUUAGUUGCCAGAUUCCUGCUGUCCAGCCCUUGGCAAACACAAAUCUGACAUGUCUUUUCCCAGAAGAUGUUAGCUACACGAAGAAAGAUUUUACAGUUUAUUAUUACAAAGAAAAGGAACGUCCAGAUGCUGUGCUGGAUUGCUGGUGGCUUUCUGGAAGUGUGGACUGUUAUGUCAAACGUGGGUACGAAUAUGACAAAAAGAUAUCCAAUAGACUGUCGCUGGCGAUUCCACGAGUUUCAAUAUCCCAGAUGGGCUUGUACACGUGUCAACUUGCUACCUAUGGACCGGAAUCCAUUGACACCUGCAAGCUCGAUGUCCAGACAGUGGAUGGAUCUGUUUGUGACAUCCAGUCCGUCAAACAAGAAUCAGAAACAUCUUUGUCCUGUUACUUCCCCGUGGACCUCAGCAAAACCCGACAAGACUUUGCUGUCUAUCACUUGAGCCAGGGUGUCACAGCUGAUGUGUUAAGAUGUACCUGGGAGGAAGACAACCCGAACUGCAACGUUGCCCAAGGUUUUCAGUUUGACGGGAGUGUGUCUAGUCAUCUCACCCUGAUCAUACCCAGCGCCUUCAAGACUCAUGAAGGAACAUACAGCUGUCAAAGUACAAGCAAGGAGCCUUUCUCAUAUCACACCUGCUCCUUCACACUUCACAAAGUGACAUCGUGUUUAAUACAAAGUGUCAAGGAGGAGCAGCCUACAGAGCUAAGAUGUAACUUCAGUGUUGAUGUUAGUGCCACUCGACAGAACUUUAAGGUUGUACUUCAAGGCAAAGACGAGGACAUCCUGACUUGUACCUGGCCAGACGGAAAGUUAGUCUGCAGCACAGCUCCUGGAUAUGAGUUUGACAACAUCGUCACCAAUCGUCUCGUCGUCGUCAGAGUACCUCGAUCCUCACCCAAACAGAAUGGAACGUACACCUGUCACCUGCAAGGCUUUGAUUCCAGUGACUUUCAGUCAUGUGACUUUCUCGUUACCUCAGAGUCGGUUACUUCCCUUGAUGUAGGUGCGAUUGUAGGAGGUGUUAUAGCGGCUGUGGUUGUCAUCGCGAUUAUCAUCACUGUGUUCAUUGUUUUACAUAAACGUCGACAACCACAUCAGACGACAGUCUCUAAAGAAGAAGAGCUAUCAUUGAUAAACAAGAAACAGGAGGCUACACAGAAGGUCAUUACGUUUUUGAAAGAGUCUAGCGAAAAAAUGUAUCAAGACAUGGAAACAAGUUUCUUUUUCGUACCAUCUCUUUAUAUAAAUAAAAAUGCAUACCGAAUAGAAGAAUUUGCCGGUGAGCAAAUAUUCAUUACACAGCCAUCCAAUGAGGAUGACAUAAAGCACGACAAGGCCAUGCAAGACAUCCUUCAAAAUCUUUACCACGUGGCGGACAGUGAGAAGGAGGCAAUGUUUGUCAUCUCACAGUUUGAUUAUAACAGCUACCUGACUACUCUAAAAGACACUAUUUCUGGUCACCAACUUCCAAUGCCUGCUAAACUCAGGCAACAAGACCAGAACUACGGUGACUUUGACCUGCUCAUUGUCCACCGCCAGUACGGGUUAGUCGUGGUGGUGGUCAAGACUUGCAGUGUUGGGUCUGGAGAUGGUCAAGAUGACACCAAGUUAGUGGAUGAGGUCAAGAAAGGUGUCAACCAGUUGCUAGACGCAGAGCACAUGCUGCAACAUCUUCUGUCUGAUCAGCAGUGGAACCUUGCUGUACACAAGACACUGAUGCUACCCAACGUUUCAGAAGAGGUUCUUAGAGACGAACUGGAGAAACACAGUCUGGAGGGACUGGUGGACAGUAACGGGAAAAUGAAUCUAGCACUACCAAUGUUACGCAGAAAGAAGACAAUGAUAAAAACCGCUGUCCAAAUUCCCAGUAUUCAGAACUGCUGCUUGUGUGCUGAAAGACUAAAAAGUAACAACGAAGGUCUAAAAAUAUGGUUACAGAGUGUUUCUAAUGGCAAACCCAUGAUAAAUGAUGUACAGUAUCUUACAAUAAUUUCCAGGUUCUGCGGUCCAGCCUCACAAUCCCCACUUCCUGUUCCCAACACUAUAUCAUGUGACAUUCUGCCCGUUACACCUGAACACGCUUUGUGUCUGACAGGGAACCUCUUUGAAACCACAAUUCUUCAUGAGGACCACCUGUCUGUGCUGAAAGAUCCUCCACCACUAGUUGGUCUGUGCGGUCCUCCAUGCACAGGGAAGACAAGAACACUUGAGCUGAUCGGAAGACGAUGGAUGUCUGAAGGUCAUGAAGUGCAUGUUGUCUCCUUGUGGCAGACCAGUCUCGCGGCUUCUUCAAUGCUUUGUGAGGUCCUCGGAAAGAAGACAAAUAGCAGUCACAGAGAAGAAGGUUCACAAGCACCUCAGGGUCGUGUCGUCCCAAUGGCCUUUGACCUGAAACGAGAUAAUGUCAAAGACAUUGUCAGAUCAAUAAAAGACAAGCCGGUACAGAAAGGAGCACUCUUUAUUUUGUGUGAUGAAGUGGAGCAUGAUGGAGGUAAUACCUUGUUCAUCUAUUUCUGCGAAAAGCUUCUAAAGAAGGUCCCAACUCUUCAUCUGUGGUAUGCCAGCUGUUUCACAGAAAAUAGUACAACAAACUGGCAGGUGAAGGUUCUUAUUCGCCCUAUAAGUUGUCCACCAGUAAUUUUGAAAGAGAAGCAACUGUCAGGGGUAACUGAGUUUUACAAAAUACCAAACUGGGCGCUGGACUCUAAUACACGGACGCCAACAGAGGGACCACCAAUCAAGUACGUGUACCAUGGUGGAGAAGAGCACUCUGAAGGAGAUCCACAGGGCUGUCAAUCCUGUUUAGAAGAAUUGAUUCGUUACCUUCAACCUCUGUUCAUGGGUAAAGCGCCUUUGACCUCAGAAGCUGCUUCCAUCGCAAUCUCCACAAGCAUCGGAACUGGUUCACCUGUGUCUGAGCUUCGCCUUGAUGACAAGGACAUGAUGGUGUUGACUGAAUCUGAUGUGAAGGAGAAUGUGACUUUCGUCACGCUGCUGAGAAAAUUUGGUUUUAAGACAAAGUUAAUAAAGGAACCACCAACAGAGAGUGCUUUAAAAGACACAAGUGAAUGUGUCCUCAUAGCAAAUGGGAAAUACGUUCAUGGCAUAAAAAGAAAAGUUGUGGUUUUCUUGGAAAAAGCGCUCACUAAAUCAAAGUCUAAGAAACCUGUAAAACCUUCAGACUCCUUAAACAGGGUGCGGUGUGUAACUAGCUGCACUUCCCAGCUGAUCUGGGUAAAGAUUUCAUAGAAGCAGAUUUUAUACCAUUACACAACUUGAACUCAAUGUUUUGCCAACUAAGAAGGCUGAAGGAUAUUGUAAUCAGCGUCACAUAGACCACUCUUUGUUAUGUGUCACUGUAAUAGAAAUGGUUAGAAAAGUAAGCUUAUUGUAGUUUUAUAAAGAUAAUACAUAACAUACAUAACAAUUAAUUGCACACAGUCGAUGUUUGCAUAAAUCUUAAGUAAUUGUAAAAUUAAAAAAAUCAGUGGAGGGUCAGUAGAGGGGUAUUUCUUCUGUGGGUGUCGGCUACUUGAUGAUCGCAUAGUGAGUAACAAGAGAAACAGGAAAGCAAGAAUAUCGAAAGUCACUUUUCGGCACCACAUCAGAGUGUAGGGAGCAACCAGUCAUCAAGUAAGCGACUUCAGCAUCUCGACUUCACCUGUACCUUGAGACCAAGAGGGCAAGACUUGGAAACAAGAACACUUGGGUUAGAGAACCUUGAGCAAGGGGCGAGUCAGUGACGAGGAACUGUUAGGACUGCCUGGGGUCACCGUGGAAAGCAAAGGGCUACGUGAGUAGGACUUGCACUACCUGUGAGAGGACUUGCACUACCUGUCAGAGGUAGACGUUCGACGCCUAGGCCGCCAGAAGUUGUGGUUCAUGAAGAAGAACCUCUCCUGGAUUCGCCGGAGCUGCAAAAGAUCGGAGAACUUUGUAUGUCAAAGUGGUGUUUUUUUCUGAUGCUGUACGUGGCAUAUCAGUCGUUAAAGACACACCAUGUAUGCCUCUGGACUGGGACAGGCUCGACUCUGUGUCGCCCGGAGAGCUGUCGUCGCUCUCUCACGUGGUUGACAGAUCGAACGGGAAGUACUCCGGACAGUGGAACAAACACUUUUGAGGAAAAGUCAUCUCCACUAAAUAACAAUCAUGGACACCUCAAAAAGACACUACGAAAACAACUAAAAUUACUGAGAGCUAAGUUGAUGUGAGUGUGCAUGGGAGACAAAAUGGUAGUAAUAUCGAGAUUAACAACACUGCAAUAAUGAAAGUAUGCUUUGCAUGGAUAGUGCAACGACACCCGUAAGACGAGUCGUUUUUAUUGUAUUCUGUAUUUUAAUGGUAAAUAAAUCGUUUUUAUUAUACGGGGCUGAGUCUUGAGAGAAGCAGGGGUGAGGGCUGGUGAGCCGCGUAGUGAAACCUGAGUGAUCAACGUGUUAUGAUUGUACGUGGAGGUGCCUUGUAGUUUAUGUUGCGGGUAGGAGGAGUUAAGCCUCACUAUCAUUGACGCACCCGGUUCCCCGUGGCCAGCAGGAGUAAGGGCAAAUGAGAAAUGAGUGGUGGACGUGUGAUUACAGUAGGUGUAUGUCUCAAGACUAAUCAGCCCGAGACAACGGCAAUUGCAAAACUAAUGGCAAUCUUUGCAUAUCUUUUUCCCAGGGUGCACUUUUCUAACGACUUUAAGCUGUAAAUAACACACAAUUUCAAAACAUCUAUCUGUAUGAAAACUAACCCU